Molecule: messenger RNA, 9168 nt
Organism: Oryzias latipes (Japanese medaka)
Lineage: Eukaryota; Metazoa; Chordata; Actinopteri; Beloniformes; Adrianichthyidae
Gene: ppargc1b
Product: peroxisome proliferator-activated receptor gamma, coactivator 1 beta
Biological process (GO): positive regulation of transcription by RNA polymerase II
Cellular component (GO): nucleus
Molecular function (GO): nucleic acid binding; transcription factor binding
Source: RefSeq, a predicted model, not a curated record
UCAGAUGUGGGCGGGACUGUUGUUGUGGCGCUAGCCUGCCAACACUUCCCAUCAUCCCUUUAUUUACACCAGGGGUCAGCAGCGUUUAUGACAUGAAGUACCAAUUUGACAUUUUUUCCCCAACAACUGUGUCGUCACCAACUGUACUACAAAAAUUUAUACAAAAAAAGGCAAAAACAUUUCUAAGAGAUCUGAAAUGUUGCUCAGUUCACAGACGGAUCACAACUGUUGGAGACUUAUUUUGGCAUCAACUUAAAAAGGUGCUUUCAUAACAAUAUUGCACAAGGAAAAUAGGUCAAAGUUGAAAUAGAAUUACAACUAUGUCUGUUUGAAACCAAAAGUACUACAUUUGUAGUACGUCAUACCCAGGGCUGAAAGUAGAGUCUUGUUUAUGGUAAUAUAGAGAAAUGCAUUUGAGACUAAAUCUUGCCUGUAAAUAAAAACAUAGACGGGGCUUUGUGGAAUAAAUAUUUGAAUUGAUUAUUGUACUAAAGAACUUGAUCAAUGCACAAAGUAAACCUCCUUCUUCAGCUUGUUCAUCUUCAUCCUCACUUGCAGUCUUCCUCCUGAACAAUCAUCCCUGCAUUGUUCUUUUUUCAGAUAUAAAUGAAUGUUUUUGCUGCAUGUUUAUCUUCUACCAUCGUUGCAUGAUUGCGUCCUUCAUCAGGAAAAAAACUCCCCCAAUAAUACGGUCAAGUCAUCAUUUUAAAUCAUACCAUCAUUUAAAUCAAACGAUGGUACCAAAACCAGACUUUUGGGAGACUUUCUAUUCAUUUCAUCAAAUUUUUUAACCAUCUCUAAAGUAUAGAAGGUACCUGGAAGCAGGGAUGGAGCUGAAGAAACAAGUAGUUUGAAAUGGAAAUGACAAAAACGGUUCCUUCAGAAAUGGACCGAACCGACAAACCCAGAACCAAGCAGAAAAUGAUGGAGUGAUAAAAAUGAGGGGCUUUUGUGGAGUAUUUGGUCCAGUCCAGGGGAUAAGGAAUAUCUUUUUGUUUUUUAAGUUUGUUGUCUUCAUGCUAAAGUGAAUUUUAGGGUUGGGCUUCAUCUCGGGUCCCGAUCAGGAGCUGCAGCUGCGGGGCCCGCUGACCCCGCCGAUCCCGCGGACCCGCUUUGAAGAGCCGCAUGUCUUAUGUGUUCUGCGUUUGUCAACAGAUGCGCCCCCUGCAGGCGGCCAGCCGCACUGCUCCUCCUCCUCCUCCUAUACGGCGCUCUGCCUCCGCGGCUCCUCAUUCACUAGAAGAUGGCGGACUGCGCUCCACUGUUAGAUGAGGAACUCUCGUCCUUUGUCUUCAAUUAUCUGACAGAAAACAGCGGCAGCCAGUAUGGGGAGGAGGAGGUGUGUUCGGACCGCUUGGACACGGACUUCUCGGACAUCGACCUCUCCCAGCUGGACACCAGUGACUUCGACAGCGUCAACUGCCUCAGCGAGCUGCAGUGGUGCAACGACCAGCCGGCAGGCAUGUCCCCCGCCUCCGUCCGGUACAGCGCAGCAGACGAGCUCUUCGAGAUAGAAGAAGAGCAUGCGGCUCUGCUCGCCGCACUCACGGACAGUCUGGACGGCAUGGUCGAUGCCGAGGUGGGCGGGCUCUCCGUUUUCCCCGCUCUGGAGGAGGAGCCUAGUCAAGAGGAGGAAGACGAGGACAGUCUUCCUCUCGGCGCCGAGGGCAUCAGUCAGUCUCAGGGGGCUGAGACCGAGGACCCUUCUCUGUUAAAGAAGCUGCUGCUGACUCCUCCCAAUGCCCCCACGGGAAUCGAUGUCCACAAAGAUGGACCCCACAGCCAUCGCUACGGCAACAGAAGCCUGCGACUCCGCCCGGUCAGACCCCUUACGAAGAGCGACCUCCCUCCGGAUCGGAAGCCGCGGGUGGUGCGCCCGGCAGGACGCCUGUGCAUAGAGCUGCACCGCCACCUGACCACUGCCCAAGACAUGGAGGACAACCAGGCUGCCGACACGGAGGAGGACGAGGACAGCGAGUCGGAGGAAGAAGAGGAGGAGUCCUCCGGCAGCGAGGUGGAAGCCGCCGCCGCGACGGCGGCUGCCGCCCCCGCUGAGCCCGCAAAGCCUCAGUUCAGCUCGGAGAAGGAACUGCACUCGGUGGUGGAGCUGAUCACCUACAUGCAUACGUACUGCCUGCCCGUGCGCAAGCAGCAGGGCUGGGAGCGCAGGGACCCGCCCCGGCCCCGGGCCAAGCCGGAGGCAGCGCGCCCCGCCCCCACAAACUCUCACAGCAGAGCCGCCGUCACUGGUGGGAGCGGGACAAACAGCGGCGGCCCCCGGAGGCUUCCUUUUGCGAGGCAGAGGGAGGUGAAGGCCGGCUCCCUCCUGCGUGAGCUCCUGCAGCAGAACUGCUCUUUCGAUGUGAGCCAGCCUUACAGACUGCACAGCCCGCCAUACUCCCACCAACACGCCCCCAACAGGGGCGCGUCCCCCUCCGGCCCGGCCCAGCCCUCCGGCUCCACCCACCCAAAGUCUGAGCUUUGCAAAAACUCUUCUUCUCCUGAGAGGAGGAACUCUGCACCACCACAGAGCCUGGAGGAGCCGGCAGAAACCAGCGGCUCCUUCUCCGUUCGGCGCUCUCGGCGUCUGGCGUCUUUCCCCAGUCGCUUCGCUAAGAGGUCGCAGCCCGGAUGGCUGAGGGAAGAGGAGUGGAAGGACAGGGAGGAGAAAGAUGAGCAGCAGCCAGGAGAAAAGCUUCUGCCAACCCAAGCAGGAGCAGUUACCACGACGGAGCCGCAGCAGGAGCAGCGACGGUUCGGUGACGGGAGCGCCGCUUCAGAGACGACCAAACCCUGCUGCCACGAGAAGCGAUCCUGUCUGUGUCUGCCGCUCAACUCCAAGUCCACAGGGGAGUCGCACUACAGCAGCAAGUCUUUUGAGCAGACCCUCAGCGUGGACCUCUGUGGGACAGCAGGCCUCACCCCUCCCACCACCCCACCCCACAAAUCUGUCGAGGAUGAGCCCUUCAAGCCCACGGACGGGGGAAAGAGCGGCGGCGGCGACAGCGGCAGCGAGUCCGCCUACCCGCCUUCAAACCCCAACACCUCCGCCGGGGUGAGGGGCUGGCUGAGCCGCCCCCACCACCAGCGAAAGCUGCCCGAACAGACGGAGCUGUACGCUCAGCUGCGGCGCAUGGGCCAGGCAGGCGGGGGGGACAUCCAGCGCAGCCUGUGCGACCACGACUACUGUGCACUGAACCUCGGGGACAGCCACGAGCGGAAUGCCGCCAUUCUUGGCGCAGUGUUGCAAACACAGGAGGACAGCCCUGCUGAAAAAGAGGCGGAGCUUCAGGGAUUCGAGGAAAACAGCAAGAACGGCGAGGAGGAGGAAAGGAUGGAGAUGACUGAGGUGGCGCAGGAGCAGACGACGUCGACGACUCCGCAGGCGGACUGCCAGACAGCGGACGCAACGCCGCCAGCGUCCGAGGAGGAGGCGGAGUGCUUGUCUGCCUCCCGCUCCCCAUCCCCCAUCCUUGACGUGUGUCCGGACUCCCCCUCCAGCAAGACGGACUCCAGCGAGAACUCGGAGACGUGUCCCGACGACAAACCGCGAAGCAAAGCCGAGUCUGACGAGGACAACUGCCAGGUGUUUUACAUCCACAACCUGCCCAGCAGCGUGACCCAAAACAUGCUGAGGAAACGCUUCCAGGUUUUUGGCAGCACAGAAGACUGCAAAGUCAUCAUCUGCAACGAGGAGCGCUGUGGGGUGAUAAAAAUUCGUCAGUCUGCGACUCAAAGACACCGGAAGGAAAGGGAGGCCGUGUUCCAGAGCAGUCCUGCAGGUCUGCGGAGACUGACGAGGAAGCGCUACAUCGACCUGGAUGAGGCGGGUCCCGGCCCGGUCAAGAGUAAGUACGAUGCACUGGACUUUGACACUUUGCUGAAGGAGGCUCAGAAGUCCCUGCACCGUUGACUGCACAGCGCCGCAGACUGGCCAGCCUUAGUAAACUGCAGCAGCAGCCCUCCGACCACCGGGGUGUGCAGCUGGGCCGGCUUCUCAGUACCUCCAAGCAGGACAACCUUGCAAAAUGUUUACAUUUUUACCAUUGGAAUAAAGUAACAGGACCUUGUUUUUUAAGCUUCGCUCACCGGAGGAUACUGCUUAAAAAAAAGAGGGAGUCGCUGGGAGAGGUUAUGAGACGACAGAAGAGAAACUGAACUUGAAAUGGUACACAAACUGUACCCCGUUCUCCACUGAAGAGCUGCUUCCUGUGCGUAUGGCGCCCUGCCUUGAAAGAACGGGCGUGAGAGACCUGUAGCAGAUCCUUGUUACCCCGCGUUGGUCGUUGUGGCGUGUGUUCCUGCGUGUGCGUGCUCUUUGUUCUGUUUGUUUUGUAAAAACCAGGAAAAAAGUUAAAAAGAGCAAACCUUCCUGUUUCCUGUUGCGAGCGGUGAACCUUCGCUUGUCUGGUCGUAAAACCAGAAAAAAAAAACUGCUUUGUUCUAGCAAAAAUUGUGGGUGUUUUAAGUUUUAAAAACUACUGUGUGUGUGUUAAGGACAGAUAUAACAUUUAAUCAACGGAUGACUGACAAAGUUUACAAACUUAAGAUGAAGAAAAAAAAUCAUGUUUUUUUUCUUUGUUCUAAUUGUAGUGCUUCCUUUUUUGAUCUAUGCACUGUAAGGAGGUAAAUGUCUCUUCUGUCCUCCGUUUUUCCCCUAAAACUCUCCUGUCUUUCUAACUCUGCCAUUGUGACUACCGAGGUCUCUGCUACCGGCUGCCACAGGCUCUGUUGAACCGGCGCUUUCGGUGAUGAACAACACGGUUUCUGGAAAGCCGUAGCUUUCAUUUUUACAACCUAACAAAGACAAGAAAAGGGCCACUUAGCUCUGGCGUUCCGCAUGGGAGGUACUUGAGACUUCCACCUUUAUGUUUGAAGGCUGAUGUGAAAAAAUAUAAAAUUUCCUCAUCUGAACAAAGGUUCUUUAGCCUUAGAGCCAUGUUGGACAUCCUUAAGAUGAGGAUUGGACAGGUUCAACUUUUACUGUUUAAUUGGGCAUCAUUAGAACCCAAAAACUGAUUAGAAGGUGGUUGUAAAUGAUUAGCCUGGUUGUUUACAGCUACAGAGACAGUUGUGAGUGAAAGUUAAUUAUUUAAUAUGUUAUUUCUAAAAACAGAGUUGUUAAUGUUUCUGGUUCUGAGUUUGACAGCAAAGCAAAUGUUUGAUUCUAUGCAGAUGACAGUGAGUUCUCCCCUUUACCCAGAUAUCACAAACUAAAACGACAACUUGUGAGAUCUGUGUUUGAAUUAGCUAUAACUUAACGCUUUAACACCGGAGCUGUCUGCUAACUACUGGAUCUCUUCGACCGUUGACGCAGUUGACAUAAGGCCAACAGAUUCUGACGAAGGGAGAAGCAGCUCCUAUCUAGUUUAUGUUGAUUGCGUGAACACUUCAUGCAGUUACGGUAGUUCAAAGAAUCCUCCGGCGUUUCAGGGUUAAUGUCAAACACUCGCAAGUUAUUCUCACUUUCGUUUCAAUUAUGACUCGAAUUUUAAAUUACGAACGUUUAGAGACACGACUGAAACAUCUGCAGUCAGAGAAAUUUGAUUCCUAAAACGUCUUUAUCAGAGAAAACAUAAUGGAUUAUUGGGAAUUCCCUGAAACAUUUAAGGAACUUUAGUCACAACCGUCUGUCAGACAGCGUUUAUGAGUGAUGGAUGGACCUACGCCAGCAAAGCAGACGCGAGCGGAUCGGAUGGUGUGGGGAUAAGCUCGACUUUGCGUUUAAAAGCACACAUCCACUAAAGUGUUGGGGCGAACCUGGAGGAAGAAUCUGUUGGAAUGUAUUUGAGAAGCUGAAUGUAACCAUCGUGUUUCCCCACAUCUCUGCUUGUCUGAAGACCGGAGAGCUUUCCGGUGCUUUUGUUUGGUGAUCCGCCGUCCGAUCUGCCGGAAUUGAAAAUAGCCUCGUUUCCCCCUAAUGAACAUCCUGGCGGCAGCCGGUAGCAACAGGCUUCAAAUAAGGGAGAGAGCCUCCAAAGCCUGCCAUUGUGGUGGCAGCGAGCCGCCACUGAUAACAGAGCCAGGGAAAGGCGAAGCGUUGAAGAAAUCUGUUGACUGAGACUCAGAUCUGUGGUCUGAGGAGUACCAGAUGGUACCAUACUGUACCAGAUGAGCAUCUCUACCUCACAUCCAUCCUGGCUCCCUCUGUUUCUGUUUUCCUGAACGCCGCUCUUCUCUGAGUCCGUCGUCGUGUUUUUUUUUUCUUCUGGGUUUCCCGAUGAGCAGUUCGUUCGAUCGUUGGUCUCCUUGUGAAGGACACGGUCUCCUGCUCGCAGCCUGCCUCAUAGCGGCCUAUAGCGCGUCCAUGUCUUGGAGUGUCGACCGUUCGUCCUCGUGUUGCUGAGUGUCUCGUCUUCGUCUCGUGUUUCCAGUUGGACGCUGCCGACGCCUGCAGGUCAGCGAGGGGCGGAGCCCCGGCCAACCCCACUGCCGGCGCUCGUCCCCUCCUCUCCUGGACACCUUUGUCCAAAAGCAGCCCAACUUCCUGUUCCCCAAACUUUUACUCUUUAAGACCUGCUGUCCUCCACUGAUAGUCCCUCCCUCUUCUUCGUCUUUAUCUAAUCAACACACACAAAAAAAUUGAAUGUUUACAUCACUUGAUUCUCCUUAGACUUUUUUAGGAACGCACACUAAGUACAAAUGCGCCUUAUUCAGUGCUUAAACUAAAAGAAGAGGAGUUCACUGAUGUCCAAAACUAACUGAGAAACACUUUAGUGCUAUACAUACUGAUCGAAGGGGAGGGGCACUGAAACAAACAGCUGAAUGAGGAUUUGUGCUUAGUAUGUAUACUACUAAAAAGUGAGAGAAUGUGCUGGUUUACAUACUAAAAAAGAACAUUUAAUAUAUGGAUAUAUAAUGUGUACAUAGCACUAUGCCUCAUUGUAAACAAAAUGUAUUGUGCGUUUGUUUCUUUUUAAUGAUGGCGGGUCACAGUGGGUUAGGAUUUCUGAUCGGUCGUUAUUUAACUUUUGUGGAGUUCAGGGAGGCAGUUAAAGGGAAAUCAGCCGAGCGAACAAAAAAGUCCGAAAAGAAUCCCUUUAGACGAUCACACUUGAAGUUUUCGUUCUGUUCUGUUCCAUGAAAUAUUGAUUUUUUUUUCUUUUUUCUUAAAGAAGCAAUUUCAGAUGCAAUAUCUACUCUUAAGACAGCCUUUCUGUAAACCGAGGUAAUAAUAGGGAGAGUAGGCUGGUGCGAUUCAGUGGGCUGCUGUACUGUACGUAGACUGCCAUUAACCAAAAAGAAAAAAAAUACAGCAAGAAUGUGGUCAGUAAAUACAAACACACUUAUAAUAAUAUUGCACAGAUGAAAUAUCUCCAGUAAUAUUCUCAUCGAAAGCCUUUGAGCCACGUUAUCGCCACAUUUUGAUGGUGCACAGGUUUGGUUUGAAUUGCUUUCUGCACUUAAAUUGAAGAACAGCCAGGAAGGAGGAAAGGCGGCGAGUGGUUGUCGGUUUGACCCCGUGAGCUGAGGUCACCGCUGCAGAAAUCCCAGCGUCCCUCACCUCUGCUCCCGCGCCAAAAUGAAACACAACUCUGGGUUUUUGGGAGGUUUUGCACAUCUGUCAAGCCGAAAUAAUUCUGAUCAAACGUUAAUAUCACACAAAUAGUUUUACCAUAAGGGGGGGGAUCUGCCAGAUCAGUGUGUGAAAAAGGGAUUUUCCCGACAUGUUUUUGAAUUUCCUGAAAAAGGAAACUUUUAUAGCAGUUUUACUCCACAUCAGGGAGAUUUUAACAAAUGUUUUUGCACUUUUUAUUUCGUCAGAAUGAUUUAAAUGUGACCAUCAUAAGGCUGUUAUUAUAAAUGUGCAUCUUUUUGAUGAGGCGUACGCUUUGAGGACGGUUUUCAGGGUGUGCUUGGAUUUCUGCAGCGCCUCCUCUGUGCCUGUGAGGUCGCCUCCGCUGGCCUGGAGGUGAAUUGCAUCUACAAUAUUUUCAUCAUGGCGAGCCUUAACAAUCUUUUUCGGGGGGAAUAAAAGCCACCACUAGCUUUUAUUAUUACUGUUCAACUCCUUUCCAAUUCAGCCUGGUUUAUUAUGGAAUAAUUACUGACGUAAUUUCAACAACAAAAAAGUUUUCAAUAGCCAUAUUAAAAGUAUAUACAUAUAUAUGAAUAUAUAUUUGUGUGUUUGUGUAGAUAUCUAGAUGAUUAUAUACUUUCUUAUAGAAAACGUUGGUGUUGAUCAUUCUCCUGCGUGUUGAAGAACACAUCCAUGACCGCCACCGUCUGUGCGGUUGGUUUGAAGACCGCCAGACAACCAAUCAAAAAAAAAUGAAGGAAAAAGAAAAGAAUAGAGUAAAGUAACCUUCCAAAGGGAAUUCUUUCAUCAAAAUGCAAUACUUUUCUUUCCUCUCUUCAUUCGACAGAAAUGAAAAAUGGCAGGAAAACCGUUCUGAACAGGCAAUGACCAAAAAAAAACAAAAAAACUCGGAGGCUCUUCAGAUUCAGCUUUAUGGAUGUUUCCAGGGUCUUUGCUCACAAAAACGUUUGUUUUUCUCACUGGCUGUUUGUCGGCUUUGGACACCCGUCGUUGUGGAACCAACCCCAGGGGGGGGCGUCUGCGGUCCACGCGUCAUCCCAUCCACCGGGUCACAUCUUUGUGAGUGCGUGUUGUUUUGGGGUAAACAUAAAGGGCAUACUUUGUUUUGUUUUUUUUUUACUUUUCAAUGUGUUUGAUUAAUUGUCUGUACAUCUAAUGACUAUCAAUUUCACAAACGAUUUUUCAUUUUUUAACUUAGUUUUUGGUAAAAACAAAAGAAGGUAAAUACUGCUAGUGAGAUUUUAUAUUUUUACAUACGUUGGGGUUUUUUUGUUGCUUUUUUUUUCUUUUUAUUUAUAUGCCACUUAGUUUGGAUGUCUGUAAAUGGUGUUUUUUUUUCUUCUGUUGUGUGAUUUCAUAUGUGUUGAGAAUGUGGAGAUAAAGGCAUUUCAGUAUUUUUGAAUUGUUAAAAUCUAGUUUCAUAGAAGCUAAAGUACCUGAUGUUAUAAAUUAUAUUUUACUUGAUGUAAAGAGUUUAAAACAGAAGACUAUGGCUUCCUUUUAAACUGAAUACAUUUCUCUUCAGAGAUGUUUACAUUAUGAAACUGUAGAGAUGUGCUCCUCAUAUACUGUAUAAAGUACAUAUAUUCAGUGAUUUGCCUCCAAAAAUAAAAACCUAAUGAACGACA